Molecule: messenger RNA, 1944 nt
Organism: Malassezia restricta
Lineage: Eukaryota; Fungi; Basidiomycota; Malasseziomycetes; Malasseziales; Malasseziaceae
Product: DNA-directed RNA polymerase III subunit RPC3
Exons: 2
Coding region: 1-1944 (647 amino acids)
Biological process (GO): DNA-templated transcription
Cellular component (GO): RNA polymerase III complex
Molecular function (GO): single-stranded DNA binding
Source: RefSeq, a predicted model, not a curated record
AUGGUAUGCAGAAGGCUAGUUGCAUUAGUCAGCUGCGUAGACAUGUCCUUUUUUUACCACAGCUCCUGGGUCUGCUUCCACGUCCGUUACCUAACGGCGAUGAGCAGCGUCAGUGUGCGUGAACAAUCGCACCUGUGCCUGCAUAUCAUUCGCGAACAUUUUGGUCCCAUUGUCGAAAGUGUCGCACACGUGCUUCUUCGUCGAGGCCGUCUCACGGUGCCUGAGCUGGUCCGUUACCUCAAUGCAUCUCCUGUAUCUAUUCCCGGACACCUCACCCCGAAAAGAUCAGAACUCACAUCAAAAGCUUCUAGUAGGUUAUUUCCCUUGCGCGUUGUACAGCAAGCGCUUAUUGUUUUGAUCCAGCACCAUUGCGUCCUGCACUCCAAGCCGACUGGCGACGCAUUAUCUGGCGAAGAGUUUUUUGAAAUUAACCAAGAAGAAGUGCUUUGUCGUUUACGCUUCGGAACAUACCUGUCUUUGGCUCAUGCAUGGGGUGGUGAUGAUGCUCAAGACGUUGUUCGAGUCCUUUUAUACCACGGCCAAAUGCGUGUUGCAGACAUACUAAGCGCACUUACUCAUUCAGACGAGACUCAAGUGCCUGAUGCUAACCGGAUUGCUCGUUUGCGUGUGCUGCUGGUCAGUAUGCUUCAAGAUUCAGUUGUACGGCCCAGCACACCCAUACAACAUGUCUCGCCUUUGGACCGCCAGCUGACGCUAGAACUGUCUCUUCGAAAGACGCAAAGGGGUGUUCCAACGGCUAAAUCUCUUCGAGAAAUCAAAGCAAAAGUUGAAUCUAUUAUUAACGAGGAAGAUUAUCGUGAUUGGGAAGGUAGCUCAAUUGGCGAUACUGACGGCCUUCGACUGGGUCUGGUACGGAAAGCAUCUAGUGAUCAAAACCGUGACAAACGACAAAAGCGACGCUCCAAUACUGAUGUGAGUGUGUCGCGUGAUGAUAUUGAUAUUGAUUCGAAUGUGUGGCUCCGUGUACAUUAUGACUUUUUCCAUAUUCGCUUGCGUAACGAUAUUAUCGUGCGAGCUACGACAUCUCGAUACAAUUCAAUGACGGGUGAGAUUAUGCGUUAUAUGCUUGAAACCGACCGACCUGGGACAGCCCCGUGCGAAAAAGAUGAGCGUUCUCGGCCUAUCUCUGUUUCCUCACUUGCACAUCGAAUUCCGAAAGACACUCGCAUUCAACGUGGUUUUGACAAGCGCUCCAUCAUGGCACAGUAUGAUACGAAACGGUCGGCUACACCGUCGACUAGCGAACUAUUGGCCGAGUAUGUGGCUGUACUGACGUGCAACGACAACAUCUCCUCGUCUGUACACUCCACUCGUUUUUUGGCGCCUUGUGGCUCUGGCAGCGUAUCGGGCGCGACAACAGGAACACGUGUCGCCUCAACCUUCACCGUCGAAUAUGUUAAUAUUAUCAGGCAACUACAACUCGACAUGGUUCGUGAUGUGGUUGUCGAUCGGUUCGGUCCGAUCGCUGGUCGCAUCUUUAGCAUUCUUGUUGAGAAGGGCAAGCUUGAAGAAAAGCACAUCUCUAAAAUCGGUUUAAUCUCCAUGGGUGAAACACGCGAUAUUUGUUCGCGUCUUUUUGCUGCGUCGAUCUUGAGCUUGCAAGAAGUACCCAAGAGCAAUGAACGCAACCCUCAACGUACAUUCUUUCUUUGGUAUGUGGAUGCGGUUCAUUGCAAGUCUUGGCUCCAGGAUCAACUCCAUCGCACUCUUAUUCAGCUGAGCCGCCGCCGACUUUAUGAGCAGUCCCAAAAGACUUCUUUGCUUCGAAAAUCUGAGCGUACUGAUGUACGAGAGGAUGCUAACAGUCUACUCACGGAUUGGGAGCGCAAUGAACUGGCAUCUUUGCGUGCCGUCGAAGAAGCGAUUACCGUGGCCGAGGCUCGGGUCGUUCGAGAUACCUUUGUGCUGCAGCACUUUAGCUGA